Messenger RNA from Ochlerotatus camptorhynchus, 1623 nucleotides. RefSeq lists its product as uncharacterized. Lineage: Eukaryota; Metazoa; Arthropoda; Insecta; Diptera; Culicidae. The record is from RefSeq and is a predicted model, not a curated record. The transcript is spliced from 3 exons. The coding region runs from base 97 to 1389 and encodes 430 amino acids.
UUAGUUUUUUUGUUUGUAAUCGAGUUUGUAAUAAAAGCAGUUUAUUCUUAACUUUAUAUCCCUAAAUUUGUGUUGGGUACAUUUCUUCCCUUAAAAAUGGAGCCGAUAGUUACUGGUUCGUUUAUCGAUGCUUCGAAGGACUAUAUAUACACGGGAUCAGAUGGAAAGUGUUUUCCUGUAUGUUGCACCUGCGGGGAAUAUUCACCGUUUAUGAUUUACCUUGGAAGCAAUGAGAAGUCCAUCAUGUUCCAGCCGCAUGCAGGGCGUACUCAACUGUUUUGUCCUGUCUGCGCGCCGGAUUCUGAUCACUUCAGAAAACACUUCCACGGUGAACAACUCUUCCGAGCUGACAGCAUUUUGAACGAUCGCAAAUUUCUGGAUUUGCUGAAUAGAUACGUGUAUUCCAAUCCUUAUUACGAGCUGUACUCGAAUGUGGACAGAAUCAUUAUUACAGAAAACACGCAACUGUGUGCCGCGUACAAAACCGUGGCCAGACGAAAGGUACCCAAAUCGUUCAAAAUGAAGCUAUUGAUGAAUCUGUUCCCGGCGGCUCACCGGCUACCUAACAAGAAGUACACUAGCACAGGGGAUCUCUACGAAAGCAUGAACGAAAAAUACAACGAGAUUUGUGUCAGCUACAUGAACUUGUCGGAAGCCGGAGGUAGUCAGCUGCUGGACAACUUCGAUAUCCUGAUCGACCGAACGCCGAUGGGAGAGAGACAAGUCAGUCGCAAGACUGUUCCUUUCCGCGCAAUGAAAUCCAACAAUGAACCUAUGGUGGCCAAUCUCACAGGCAAUUCUCUUGCAAGUGACAUGUUGGAUGAUUCGGACAAAGAGAUCCGUGCUGUCAGCGGUAAGUAUGGGCCAACGGUUAAAGAGAGACGCGAUUUGGAGAACAACAUCUCUUUUCCACGGACAGAUUCUGACGAUGAGCGAUCAUCGAUUGUCUCAGGUGGGACGAAUAGGCAUACGGAUGGCUCAAGUGGAUCUGGAAGUAAUAUUACCAUUGCUAGCGAGUUUCAAGUGUCAUCGGGAGAGGUUGCCGGAGAUCAUUCCAUAGUGCCAUCGUCUCAGUCUCAACCAUCGCAAUUGACCGAACUGCACAGCUCGGUAAACAUAAGCUCUCAAUCUGUUGCUCAAUCGGUAGCAGCUGAAAUUACGAUCGGCGACUUUUCUGACAGCGACGACAGUGGAACAGCCAUAUAUUUCCAGCAACCGCGUGCUGUCCGGCGACAGUCGCCGAAGGCGGCUGAUGACCAACAAGCGGGCCCAAGCAAUGUCAAGCGCCGACGAGUACGCCCGCGAGGACACGUAAGACCUAUGAAUCCGACUCCUCAGGAGGCUCUAGAAAAUCCCAUUGGCCGUCUGCCGCGACUCGACGGUGGUUAAGUUCGUUCCAGUGUUCUACACAUUCUAAGAUAUUUAUAUUUUUACGAGGGGCUAUUCUUACAUUAAUACGAAAACGUAGAAUAAUCAGAAUUAUUUUAACUGGAAAUUUUUUGAGUUUUGUUUUGUAAGAACAGCCCCUAUAAUACGGAACAGUAAUUGACUGAUUUUUGCUUUCAAGUUGAUGUAAAAAGUAAAUUGUAAUUUAUACUUUGUUGCAAUUUACAAUAUGCAUGU